AUGAGUACAAAAGAGACAGUAUCAGAUUUGGGUGGGAGCAGAAGAAGAGGCACUGCCCCAAAAGCAGGCUCUGUUUGGGAAAGUCGAAUGAAGCUCGAUCAAGUCAAAGGUGGCUUCAAAGCAUUCAGUCCCAAUCAAGAGAAUUCCCAGGACAACAUUCAUAACAACGACAAUCCUCAAGUUCAGAUGGAUAAAAAGGCAACUGAAAUCACGAGGGCCAAACAGAGCCCUCCUCUUGGCUCGACCGACAGACGAAAAAAAUGGAAAUCUGAUAAUUCCGAGGGGAACUCAGUUCAGAUUGCGCGGCAGAGAUCUGAACUCAGGAAGAAUUUGGACAAAGAAUUUAAGGAAUCGGGUGAUUCUAACAGGAGCCCUGCAUGGAUCAAGAGAAAUAGAUCGAUCCCAUCCGGCGAUGAAAAUGCGAUUCAGCUGAGGAAAGUGAAGUCUGAUUCCACUGAGUUGGUAAGUUUCGAUAAAAUUGAAGAGAAAAAUGAUGAGAUCAGUAAUUCUGAGCCAAACAGGGAUUUGAAGGGCAGUAGUGGGGAUAUUGACAAGAGCCCAGAUAGAGGGAUUUCAAGAUCCGGUGACGAAUUAGCCGAUGGCCCGAAAAAAUCAGAUUUGGGGGAUUUUGUUGAUGAAAAGGAUAAGGAAAUUGAGGUUGAUGAUAUUAAGGAAAUGACAAAGAAACCUGUGAUUGAGGAGAGAAAACUGCUUCAGAACAAUGAGAGAUCAGUUUUGAGUUCAACAAAUGUUCGAAAACAGCCAAGAUCUCAUCCUGCCCCAACAAAGACCAAGCCAAAUAAUGUCCAUGAUGUUCCACGGUCAAGAAAACAUUGCAGAUUACAAAUCUUUGUUGACAUAGUAAUGUGGAAAGAUGCAUCAAAAUCGGCAUUUAUAUUUGGGAUUGGAACAUUUGGUAUCAUUUCAUCUUCGUACACAAAGGAUUUUAGCAUCAGCUUGAUUUCUGUGUUGUCAUACUUAGGCCUUGUAUACCUAGCUGCAAUAUUUCUUUUCAGAUCCCUCAUUACCAGGAGAGCAAUGGAUGUUGAUAGUGAGAAUCAAGAUUUGGUUGUUGGAGAGGAAGAUGCAAUGUGGAUAGUAAAACUAAUUCUUCCUUAUUUAAAUGAGUUUCUUCUCAAAUUGAGAGCUCUGUUUUCAGGGGACCCUGCUACUACAAUGAAGUUGGCAGUGUUGCUAUUCAUUUUGGCUAGGUAUGGAAGCUCCAUAACUGUAUGGAAGAUGGCCAAAUUAGGUUUUGUGGGGGUGUUUACUGUGCCAAAGAUCUGCGCUACCUAUUCGUCUCAGUUAACUGAAUAUGGUACAUUUUGGGUUCAACGAUUUGGGGGUGCUUGGAAGUCAUGUGCUCAUAAAAAAGCAGUUGCAUUUGUCAUCUUCACUCUUGUGUGGAAUUUUUCAUCGAUUACAGCUCGAAUAUGGGCAGUGUUCAUGUUGUUUGUGGCGUUCAAAUACAAUCAGCAGCCAUUGAUCAAAGAUGGAUGGGAGAACGAAGAAAGAGGCAGAAACAUGGAAGGACAUAAGUUGAGACGGAAUUCGGCCGCAAUUGAAACAAGAAAACAGAAGAAAGCGUGUUGA
Striga hermonthica is the source of this 1593-nucleotide messenger RNA. The record is from the annotation of a GenBank genome assembly. NCBI's taxonomy places the organism in Eukaryota, Viridiplantae, Streptophyta, Magnoliopsida, Lamiales, Orobanchaceae.